Messenger RNA from Hemiscyllium ocellatum (epaulette shark), 1696 nucleotides. Its product is annotated as zinc finger protein 3-like. The transcript is spliced from 4 exons. Gene Ontology annotation, biological process: negative regulation of transcription by RNA polymerase II. Gene Ontology annotation, molecular function: DNA-binding transcription repressor activity, RNA polymerase II-specific. Lineage: Eukaryota; Metazoa; Chordata; Chondrichthyes; Orectolobiformes; Hemiscylliidae. The record is from RefSeq and is a predicted model, not a curated record. The coding region runs from base 506 to 1543 and encodes 345 amino acids.
GCAGAUGGAACAUGCGCGAAGCGGGUGAUGCAGUUUUAUUUCUCGGCUCCAGAAAGAUGGCAAACAAGGAGAGAAGGAGGGUGCGAUGAAUCCGGGCGGUGGGACGGAGAAACUUCGCGAACGCCUGGUGAUAUGACAAGAGAAUUCACAAGUUGGAAAAUCCAAGUACCUCCAAUCACAUCAAAAUCUGACAAUUAUUUAAUACAUUAGGACCAGAAUGUAAUCAGCCUUUGAAAGCAGUUACCAAGGAGAGGGAUGGCAUUACUAGUGAAGGAAUGGAGUCUGUAGAAAGGACUGAAGACGAUGACUUCAAUCUUCCCAAGACUUAAAUGGAGAAAAUUUCUACUCAUCCGGCACUAGAUGUCAGACAAGACUGGACGGUGCGUGACUAGGAGGAUAUGAGAACAGGAGGAUUUUCAGUCAGGAAACAAACACCUAAAACCACGCCAGAUUCUGACAGAGUCGUCCGGUUAAAUUGUAACCAGAACAACUUCACAUUUUGAACAUGGAAGAGAAAAGCAUCGUUGACAGUGAGGAGAAACCGUACACGUGUUCUGUGCGUGGACGAGGAUUCAGCCAGUCAGCUGACCGGUUGGGACACAACUGCAGUCACAGUGGGGAGAAACCGUGGAAAUGUGGGGACUGUGGGAAGGGAUAUAGAUCCCCUUCUGGGUUGGAAACCCAUCAGCGCAGUCACACCGGAGAGAGACAGUUCACUUGCUCUGAUUGUGGGAAAGGGUUCACGCGAUCAUCCACCCUGUUGACACACCAGCAGGUUCACACUGGGGAGCGACCAUUCACCUGCUCAGUGUGUGGGAAGGGAUUCACUCAGUUAUCUAACCUGCUGAGACACCAGCAGGUUCACACUGAUGAGAGACCUUUUAAAUGCACAGACUGCGGGAAGCGCUAUAAAAGUUCCGGGGAAUUGAUGCGCCAUCGACGUGUUCACACCGAUGAGAGACCAUUUAGGUGCACUGAUUGUGGAGCUGGAUUCAGGACAUCAUCUGACUUCCUCAUACACCAGCGAGUUCAUACCGGGGAGAGACCAUUUGCAUGCUCUGAGUGUGGGAAGGGAUUCACGCGCUUAUUUCAACUGCAGGAGCAUCAGCACAGUCACACUGGAAAGUGGCCCUUCACCUGCUGCGUGUGUGGGAAAGGAUUCAUUCAGUCAUCCGGUCUGCUGACACACCAGCGGGUUCACACUGACGAGAGACCUUUUAAAUGUCCUGACUGUGGAAUGUGCUUUAAAAGCACCGGGGAGCUAAUGUCCCAUCAACGUAUUCACACCAACGAGCGACCAUUCAGAUGCUCUCAUUGCGGGACUGGCUUCAGGCGAUCAUCUCACCUCACUGUACACCAGCGAGUUCACACUGGGGAGAGACCAUUCACUUGCUCUGAGUGUGGGAAAGGAUUCGCUCAGUCAUCCCACCUGCUGACACACAAGCGGGUUCACAGUGGAGAGAGGCCGUUCACGUGCUCAGAGUGUGGGAAAGGUUUCACUCGAUCAUCCCACCUACUGAGGCACCAGGGAGUUCACAAGUAAUUACAGUGACAGGAUUCUUCUGUCAAUCACGUCCAGAAAUGAACAGUGCUGAAUGGGAUCUGCUCCUGCUGAUUUUAAUGGAAUCCAGCCCCCUUAAGUCGCCUAAUAUUCUGGAUAAAAAUCAAAUAAAUCAGCUUUGUGUAAGACACACAA